Messenger RNA from Ilyonectria robusta, 1851 nucleotides. RefSeq names its product pheromone-processing carboxypeptidase KEX1. Gene Ontology annotation, biological process: proteolysis; apoptotic process. Gene Ontology annotation, molecular function: serine-type carboxypeptidase activity. Gene Ontology annotation, cellular component: trans-Golgi network. The record is from RefSeq and is a predicted model, not a curated record. Bases 1 to 1851 code for a protein of 616 amino acids. The transcript has 3 exons. NCBI's taxonomy places the organism in Eukaryota, Fungi, Ascomycota, Sordariomycetes, Hypocreales, Nectriaceae.
AUGGCUCUCCUCUCGAUGCUCCCGGGCCCAAGACAAUGGUCGGCCUUGCUCUCACUGGCGCUCUGGCAGGCCACGGGCUCCGCGGGAGACUCGGCUGCAGACUAUUAUGUUCGCAACCUUCCUGGGUUGCCCACUGACUCUACUCCCAUCAAGAUGCAUGCUGGCCAUAUCGAAAUCACCCCCGAGCACAACGGAAACCUCUUCUUCUGGCACUUCGAGAACCAGCACAUCGCCGAUAAGCAACGAACCGUCAUCUGGAUCAAUGGUGGACCUGGAUGCAGCUCCGAGGAUGGCGCGAUGAUGGAAAUCGGCCCCUAUCGAGUCAAGGACGAGAAGACCCUGGUCCCAAACAAUGGCUCCUGGAACGAGUUUGCCAACUUGCUCUUCGUCGACAAUCCGGUCGGCACUGGCUUCAGCUAUGUCGACACCGACAGUUUCGUGCACGAGCUGGACGACAUGGCCGACCAGUUUGUCCAGUUCCUCGAGAAGUGGUUUGAAUUGUUCCCUCAAUAUGACACUGAUGACAUCUACAUCUCUGGUGAGUCGUAUGCUGGACAACAUAUCCCCUACAUUGCGAAAGCAAUUCUUGCGCGCAACAAGAAGAACCCUCAGACCCCAUGGAAUCUAAAGGGGCUGUUGAUUGGAAACGGGUGGAUCUCCCCACGAGAGCAAUAUCCCGCCUAUAUCUCCUUUGCUGUCGACAAGGGCAUCAUCAAGAAGGGCUCGGAUGAACACCAGCAGUUAAAGCAUGAGCUGCGAAUUUGCGAGAAGCGUAUGGCGACUGAGCCUGGUCGUGUCGACUACAGCGAAUGCGAAGCCAUCCUCUCAUCCAUCCUCCGGCUUACCAAGUCCGGCAACGGAAAUGAUGCAUGCAUUAACAUGUACGACGUACGCCUGAAGGAUUCCUACCCCAGCUGCGGCAUGAACUGGCCUCCGGACUUGAAGCACGUCGGUCCCUACCUGAGGAGGGACGAUGUUGUUCGCGCUCUACACGUCAGCGAACAGAAGAAUACCGGAUGGCAGGAGUGCAACGGCGCCGUAGGCAAUGCGUUUUCUGCCAAGAACUCGAAGCCCGCGGUCGACUAUCUUCCCGAUCUCCUGGCGGAUAUCCCGAUUCUCCUCUUCUCGGGAGCCGAAGAUCUGAUCUGCAACCACAUCGGCACUGAAGAGAUGCUCAAUAAGAUGAAGUGGAACGGUGGCAGAGGCUUCGAGGUCACCCCUGGAAACUGGGCCCCUCGCCGAGACUGGACCUUCGAGGGCGAGGCUGCGGGCUUCUGGCAGGAGGCUCGCAACUUAACCUACGUCUUGUUCUAUAACUCUUCCCACAUGGUUCCCUUCGACCUGCCCCGCCGAAGCCGAGACAUGCUUGACCGCUUCAUGGGCAUCAACAUCGACCACAUCGGUGGAGACCCUGCCGACAGUCGCAUUGACGGAGAGAAGGGACCCGAGACCACUGUCGGCGGUGCUACCAACAAUACCCAGUCGGCCCAGGACGACCAGCAGAAGAAGCUGGAGGAGGCCAAGUGGGCUGCGUAUCAGAAAUCAGGCGAGGUCGUCCUCGUCAUUGUCGCCGUCGCUGCCACGGCUUGGGCGUACUUCAUCUGGCGUGAGCGCCGCAAGGUUGCUACCUACCACGCCCUUGCUGGCAACGACUCUUCUGGGCGAUUGGAUGGGUUACGGGCUAAGCAAGGCCCUGGCGAUCUUGAGGCCGCCGCUUUCGAUGAGAGCGAACUAGAUGACCUACAUGUAGAAACCCCGACAGUGGCUGGCAGAGCCGAGUAUGCCGUGGGUGAUGACAGUGAUAGCGACUCGGACAACGAAAAGAACCACACGAGCGGACGCUCGCGAUGA